UUUUAGAAGUUCGUCUUUUGCUCGAAUAAAGAAAAAACUAGGAAAAAGUUUGGAUAGAUAUGUCGAAUCAAAAGCCGAGUUUAAGGUUUGAGAUAGAAAACUUCUCGGAGCAGGACAAUAUCAUAGCGUCUGACACAUUCGUGAGCGGCGGAUGCGAAUGGUAUAUCUUCGUUGGCCCCAACGGAGAUUGUGCUGCUGAUAGUCACUUGUCUUUGUCCCUGCAACUUGAAGAUUCUACACCGCUGCGAGGUGGAGUUAAACGGAGUUUUAAUUUUUACUUCGUUUUGUUGAAUCAAUCCAACAAAGAGCUCUACAGAUCAACAACUGGACAUUUACAAGCACGCAACAUGGCUUGCGGUUGGAAUUCAGAAGGGUGGAUCUACGAGAAGACAUUGCCUUUAAGCAAGUUUCAGGAAAAGGGGUUUUUGGAGAAGGACAAACUCAUCAUUGAAUUCUACAUUCAAGUUGUAUCCAACAAGAAGAAUAAAAACAAGACUGUUGAUAUCAACGGUUUUCAAGUUUUAGCUUCUCAGGUUACUAAAGUGAGAAAGAUAUUCACAGCACACCCAGACAUUGCUUUAGAUUUCAAACCAACGAUACAAGAGGUGAAGACAGCAUACAUGAACGUCCUCCUCAGGGUCAUUAAAACACUUCAUAAGCCUCCAAAAAGCCUUUCAGAGACUAGACUGAGCAAGGCUAGUAGCGAGUUGAGUGAGUUAAUGAAGGUAGGUUUCAAGCUGGACUGGUUGAGGUUAAAGCUUGAUGGGGUUUCUUUGGAGAGGAAAAAAACAGAUGUUGAUGCGUCUCAGGUCCAACAAGUAGAGGAACGUGUCAAGAAAUUUGAGAGGAAGAAAGCAGAUGAUACUAAUGUGUCUCGUGCCAAAAAAGUAGAGGAACGUGUCAAGAAUCCUGAGCUGAUGGAACUGAGCUUGAAGCUUGACUCUUUGAAUACAAAGCUUAAUGAGGUUUCCUUGGAGAGGAAGAAAGCAUAUGAUACUAAUGAGUCUCGUGCUACACAAGUAGAGGAACGUGUCAAGAAUCUUGAGCUGAUGGAACUGAGCUUGAAGUAUGACUCUCUGAAUACAAAGCUUGAUGAGGUUUCCUUGGAGAGGAAGAAAAAAGAUGAUACUAAUGAUUCUCGUGCUAAACAAGUAGAGGAACGUGUCAAGAAUCUUGAGCUGAUGGAACUGAGCUUGAAGUUUGAUUCCUUGGAAAGGAAGAAAGCAUCUGAUGCUAAUGAGUCUCGUGCCAGGCAAGUAGAAAAACGUGUCAAGAAUCUUGAGCUGAUGGAUGUGGAACUUAAUAAGUGUUGUAAGUCGAACCUUGAUGACUUGUCGUGGAAAAAAUCAUAUGAUGUUAUUUUCUUUAAAGAAAUCGAGGAUCGUGUCAUGGGUAUAGAGUUCAAGCUGGAAAGCUUGAAUACAAAGCUUGAAGAGAUCUCUAAGGAGAAUAAGAAAGCUGAUGAUGCUGAUGGUUCUCUGGUCCAACAACUCGAGGAAAGCGUCAAGAACAUUGAGUUGAUGGUCUCGCAUCUCAAAGUUGAACUUGAAAAGAAAAAGAACAUAUCUUCUGCUGAUGGGUUUCUGCUGGUCGACUAAGUUUUUUGACCUAGAAUCAAGUUAUUAGUUUAUUAGGUUUUCUUCAGAAGACACUACUGCGGUUUCACGAUUUUUUUAAUAUCAUUUUAAUGCUCUGCUUUCUGAAUUCCUAAUAGUCUAGUGAUUCAGCAUGGUUAUGUUGCUUAACGUUGCAAGCUAACUUAUGUUCAGUUUACCUUUUG
Messenger RNA from Brassica oleracea var. oleracea, 1780 nucleotides. Its product is annotated as MATH domain and coiled-coil domain-containing protein At2g42480-like. Gene Ontology annotation, molecular function: protein binding. The record is from RefSeq and is a predicted model, not a curated record. The coding region runs from base 60 to 1598 and encodes 512 amino acids. Lineage: Eukaryota; Viridiplantae; Streptophyta; Magnoliopsida; Brassicales; Brassicaceae. The transcript has 4 exons.